Pelmatolapia mariae (spotted tilapia) is the source of this 6212-nucleotide messenger RNA. Its product is annotated as guanine nucleotide-binding protein subunit alpha-11. The transcript has 7 exons. Bases 1106 to 2185 code for a protein of 359 amino acids. Gene Ontology annotation, molecular function: G-protein beta/gamma-subunit complex binding; GTPase activity; G protein-coupled receptor binding. NCBI's taxonomy places the organism in Eukaryota, Metazoa, Chordata, Actinopteri, Cichliformes, Cichlidae. Gene Ontology annotation, biological process: phospholipase C-activating dopamine receptor signaling pathway; adenylate cyclase-modulating G protein-coupled receptor signaling pathway; action potential. The record is from RefSeq and is a predicted model, not a curated record. Gene Ontology annotation, cellular component: heterotrimeric G-protein complex.
CCGGAGCUGAGGAGUGGGUGAUGAGGAGCGAUCAGCACCACCAGGAAAAGGAAAAAAAAUACCAGGAGCGAUAAAAUGCACGGAGGACAAGGGUCAAUUUGACUGCCAGUAAGACGUUUUGGCACUUUGGGGAGGGGGGUUUGGUGUUUGCGAGUUUAUUUUGGGGAACGCUAGGUUAAUGCAGUCAGGAUUCUCUGUCAGUAGGAGUUGGCUGUUUUUUGGGCUGCAAUUCCAGGGAAGGCUCUCUGAGCUAACCUAGCUAGCUAACAAUUAGCCUUCCCAUUUAGCCCCCUAUCCUGGUUACUUGGUGCCUCCGCCUGCGAGACAUACCUGCUCUGAGCGCGCACUUUCUCUGAUCGGCACAGGUGCAUGCGGUUCGUGGAGGACUCGAGGCAGUAAACCAACCUUUCUGGAUGGACAGACUGGGGCUCGUUGUCACUGCGCGGGCGUAACUUGGAGCGCUGAUUUCGGGGCGGCUAGGCUUGCACUCGGCCGGGCAGCCAGCAGAGGGGAUUGGACAAAUGUGGUGGCCGCGCCAGGCAGUUGUGUCCCGCUGUGUGUGGGACCGAAGUUAGUAGUUCAGUAUAAGAAAAAUAUAUAUGUCUAUAUAUUUUUAAAUUGACUAGGCUAAGCAAGAAAACAAAGUGCGCUGAAGAUAAAUUCAACCUGUUAGCUUGGUUAUAACGUUAGCAGCGUUUAGCUUUCAGGCUAGUUAACAAACUAAUACCGGUCCACGAAAUCAAAAUGGUUAUUCGCACCCUCGGUAGUUCCUCGGGAUAUUUGCAGACAUGUUUCGUUUCUUUUUUUUUUUCCGAUGAGCUCACAGUCACUGUAGCCUGAGGUUUUACUGGAGACUUUGACUAACGUUAAGCUGUCAAAUAUUUAACACUUGACAGCAGCUUUGCCAUCAACAAGGGAGGCCAGAGUCUGCACCAAGCAACGAGACUAUCGAGCUCCAUUAUCAGUGUCUGGAUAUAACCUGUUGGGAUCGGACUGUUGUGCACACAGGAGGCCUUCUUCUUCUUUUUUUAUCUGGUACUUUGUGUGAGGUGUAAGCCCGACACCUCUCCUCAAACGGGCUUUCUUCCCCCCCGCUCAUGCGGUGAUGACUUUAGACUCCAUGAUGGCUUGUUGCCUGAGUGAGGAGGCGAAGGAGUCCAAACGAAUCAACGCUGAGAUCGAGAAGCAACUCCGACGAGACAAGAGAGAUGCGAGAAGGGAGCUGAAGCUGCUCCUGCUGGGUACUGGAGAAAGUGGAAAGAGCACUUUCAUCAAGCAGAUGAGAAUAAUCCAUGGCUCAGGCUAUACAGAUGAAGACAAGAAGGGCUUCACCAAACUGGUCUACCAGAACAUCUUCACCUCGAUGCAGGCCAUGAUCCGUGCAACUGAGAACCUUAAGAUCCCCUUCAAGUAUGACCAGAACAAGAACAAUGCCCUGGUGGUGCGUGACGUGGAUGUAGAGAAGGUUGCAUCGUUCGAUCAGCCGUACAUUAGCGCGAUAAAGAUGCUGUGGGCUGACCCUGGCAUCCAGGAAGCGUAUGAUCGCAGGAGAGAGUACCAGCUCUCUGACUCGACCAAGUAUUACCUUAACGAUUUAGAACGAAUAUCAACACCAGGGUAUGUACCCACUCAGCAAGAUGUGCUGCGGGUCCGAGUGCCCACCACCGGCAUCAUUGAGUACCCAUUUGACCUGGAGAAUAUUAUAUUCAGGAUGGUGGAUGUUGGGGGUCAGAGGUCGGAGAGGAGGAAGUGGAUCCACUGCUUUGAGAACGUCACCUCCAUCAUGUUUUUGGUGGCUCUCAGCGAAUAUGACCAGGUCCUGGUGGAGUCGGACAAUGAGAACCGCAUGGAGGAGAGUAAAGCUCUGUUCAGGACCAUCAUCACAUAUCCCUGGUUCCAGAACUCCUCUGUGAUCCUGUUCCUUAACAAGAAGGACCUGCUGGAAGAGAAGAUCAUGUAUUCUCACCUGGUUGAUUACUUUCCAGAGUUUGAUGGUCCUCAGCGGGAUGCGCAGGCAGGUCGGGAGUUCAUCUUGAAGAUGUUUGUGGACUUGAACCCAGAUAGUGACAAGAUAAUCUACUCCCAUUUCACGUGCGCCACCGACACGGAGAACAUCCGUUUCGUCUUUGCGGCCGUCAAAGACACCAUCCUGCAGCUCAACCUCAAAGAAUACAACCUGGUGUGAAGGAGAAUUGGAAAGACAGAUGGUUAGAGUGCAAGCAAGACACCCACAGCCCCACACGCAAUGCAGUGUCCACAUCUGCAUGAAAUGUACUCGUAAAGAGAUGAGCAUUGCUUUGUGCUUUUACCAGACCAACACUAUCCAUAUUCUGCCCUAUCUCUUCACUCAGACCCUUGGUUGCUCUUUUGCCCAGUUUUAAGGACUCGGUUUUUUUGGUUUUAUUAACUGCUUCUCUUGCACAAUUACACAUGAAACACAUUCAGAUAUAACACUCCCUCCAUUUGUCACCUCUUGGGAGGUUGUUCUCUACUCCGGCGCUCCUCUUUCGGCCCUUGCCGUGGCUCACGUUUUUCUUUCUCUACACUACAGUCUCACUUGCGCUCGUGUGUCAGAGGUGGGUAGAGGGCCAUCUCCCGGUAGACUAAGCUUUUACGGACAAAGGGCUCUCUCCCAUAGUUAUUUAACCCAUGCAUGCUAUACACUACAGCCUGAGGGCUUGAGGCCAGGUGGCACACACUGGACUCUGCUCAUCUGCAGAGGGUAACGAAUUAAUCAGACAGUGCUGGGGUGCAGAGAGGUACUUGGUUCUCCUGGGUCUUGAAUUGUCCAUGAUGUGUUCUUUUAACUCUUUCUGGGGGGUUACAUGCCCUAAAUGAGAGCAUAGAAGCUCUGUUGAAUGUAAAUAAAGUUUUCAUGCUGCUCACACAGAGUGAGGGCUACACAGAGAUGACUACAUGUUCUCUUUUGACUUUCAAUAUUUUCAUCUAUAUUAACGUCAUUAAUUCUUCUGUUGUUCGCUAAUUAAACCGAUCAACGACGACUACUCAAAGGAACCCUUUCAGGAGUGGUCAGGUUCUGUUUAUUAUUCAGUGCCCCUGAUUUUAUACUGAGACAACACUACCAGUAUUUUACGUACUGUACACCAGCUCCCCUGUAAUUCUCUAUCACUUUGCCAAAUUAAAACCACCUACAUUUUUCUGUAAAUACAGUAACAUUGCCAGUAUCGUUUUAAUCCCUUAACUAGUUCAGAUACUAAGAAACAUAUUUGGGAGCUGGUUUUUGCCAAAAACUAAGUGAAGGUUUUCUCCCGAGUUGGAUCGUUCCAGAUGUUUAACAGCGUAACACCUCACUUUGUGUGGCAUUUCUUUAUGUUGUCUCAAUCACACGUGUAACAGUACUGUGAUUUUUAUUUGUGUGAGGAUAACUUUCUUGUGCACAAUGUGUGAAUGAUGGCAUCAGAUUAAACUGGUGCAGCAGUCAUGUUUUGGAUGAAAUAAAGCUUUUGCGCUGCCAGUUUGCUUCAGUCACAACUUUGGUUAUGAUCAUGCAAAUGGCUUUUUCCUCUCCUGUAAUCGCCUUUAUUAAUCAGCCAACAUUUGAUAAAACUGUCACAAUCAUAGAGAGUAAAGAGCUUUUUUUUUUUUUCUUUUCUUUUUUUUUUUUUGUAUAUCUAAUUUAUCAAUUGGAUCUAUUUGUUAUUGAUAUAGUAAAUGAGACUUUGUCCCUAGUAUCAGCUCAAGUUUUCUUUUUGUUGUUUUUUCAACAUCAAAGUUGGGAGUAGAUUUUAUACUGCUGUAAAAUAUCAAACUAUUUUAUGGACAAGUGUUCUGUUUCUAAUGAUACUUCAUAUAUUUAGUUGUUGCAGUUCUGUUUUUGAAGUGCUUGACAUAGGAAAAAGGAAAAAAAAGGUUUCUGUGUCAGGUUUGUGCUUUAUGCAAAUAGGAAAAUGAAAAACAGACAAAAAAUUACUUGGUGGUUAAAUAUUUACUGUUCAGAGAUGCUUGUACUUUUUGUAAUCUUUAAGGAUAUGCGUUUGCUCUUGGUACCAAUCCCAUAUUGUGCGUCUUGCCCGAUAGUAGUUUAAAUAUUCCAUUAAGCCGAGAGUUGAUAUGUGGCUUUUUUGUUUUUGUCUUCACUAUGUAAUUCAGGUAAUUUUUCAUAACUUUCUCAUCACAAGGGCUACUCUUAGCAGCUUUGGUAGAAAUGAAAGGAAUCUGAAUGGUGUAGAGCAAAAGGUGCAAUUAAUUAGCCUCGGGAGGGUGCCUGAAUCCUUUUGAGAGCAGCAGUCCACAGAAGCCUACGUCAAAGUCCUGAUAGAUGGCUGGUGGCCGUUUAGGUACACCCCCCCCCCCUCCCCCCCCCCGUUUUGAUUUUUUUUACCUUCAAGAAAAUAACUAAAGGAAGUUGGGUUUCUUAAGUUGCAAUAGGAUGUUUUUAGUGUCUUUUCUAUUCGACCUUAUCACCCAGGUGAUCCCAUUAUGAAUUAUGUGCUGAAAUCAGCGAUGCAAAGUUUUCCUCUGUGCUUUUACAUAUUUGCCUCUUCAUUGGUAGUGUUUUCAUGCUUGACUUUGACACUGGCUGCAUGGGGACGGGAGGGGGAGAGAGAAUGCUGGGAUGUUUUGACCUUAAGUGCACAUUGAAAGAGGCGGCAGGGUCAGAUUAAACUUACCCUGCUGGACUGUAAUCUUUACUUUGUUUUAGAUGGUAAAUGGUUAAUCUUUGGUGCUUCAAGAAACAUUUCAAAGCCUUUAUUUUUGACCCACUUGCCCAUGUGAUGCUGACUGACUGAAGCUGGCCUUUUGGAUGCCACAGUAAGGCAUGUUCAGGAAACUCUGUUCCCUUGAGCCGUGGCUUGCAACCUUGAGAAAAUACUGUCCUGCAGAUGGUAAAAACACAAAACAAAGGUUGCGUUCAGCCACUGGUGUCAGCACGGUGGCGUCGGUUUCCACUUGCUGACGACGUGGAUUUUUACGCUAACACAGAGUCCCAUGGUUACACUACCAAUGACCAGAGCCGUCAGAAAAGCCGGUUCGGUUAUUUUUAAAAAUCCUUUUCUUUUAUAUCUACUUUGCUUUAUUCUACACACAAUGCAUUUUAACAAAGACUCAUAUGACAAUCCAGUACAAAAUGGUGUGCCAAGCAAAUUCUGUGUUAAGCAAAGGCUUCAAAAACCUGUUUAUAACUUGACCCAGGCCUGUGCAGUGAAAGUUAUUGCAGCAUUUAAUUGAGUCUUACUUGUGGUUUUAGUUUGCAAAUGAAGCUUGCAUGUUGAGCCUCAUUUCUUUUUUUUUUCUUUUUUUUUCUUUUUUUUUCUUUUUUUAAAAAUUGUAUUUAUUGAAAAACUUGCCAAAUGAAGGUACUGAAAUGGCCAUUGUGUUUUUGGUGGUUGAAUAUGCUGCGUGUUUACAUCUGCCAUUCUGCGCUCUCUCUUAUCUCCUUUAUUUGAUUGGACUGUCUAUUGUUUCCCUGGGUCAAAGGCACUGAAAAUACACCGCUGCAAUGGGCCUGCGUUCAUGCAACUUGUCCAUUCAAGCACGCUCAUUGGUACUCUGAGGGGUGUGUGUGAGUGUGUGUGUGUGUACACUUUGAUGGGUGUUGCUUAUGCUUGAGGUCCAUUCUGGUUUCAGGGAUGGAUAUAGUGAUAUUAAAAAGCUAUCUUUGCAUCUUUUUUUUUCUCCCCUUUUGUAAGGUUGACACACCGUAUUUAGGACCACUUGACAUGAUUUUUCUUUUCAGACAAUUCAAAUUUUGUGUAGUGGUGUACAAAUUGAAAGUAAUGUAUUUUUUUUUGUUUGUUUGUUUUUGUUUUAAAGUAUACCAAAUGUAAAUUCUGUACAAUGAGUGUGCCAAUCCCCUUUUCUUUGUAAAGCCAGACUCUUAACAAGUGCCAAUGUUGUGGAAAAAAAUUGAGAGGACCUGUGGAUUUCAUGGUCCAGUUUUUAAAGCAAACACUAAGUGUGUGAUUAAUUAGCAAAAAGGACAGUUUUAUUCUAUAUUUAAGAUUAAUGAUGAACUGCUGUUUUUAAAAAUAAGUGUCAUUUUAAUUGCAUGCAUUUUGUCAGGUUGGGGGAGGGAGUGGGGGGUGAGAUACUCUAUUCAUGCAACGCCCUCGAGAAAAGGGUCCUAAUGGUUAUUGAUUUACAGUAUUUUAGCCAUAUUUCUCUAUUUGUAUGUUUCAUUUCAACCACUGUUGCCUGAACCUCAUUCAUACAUGAUGAUUUUUACAUAGCCUUCUCCUUUAAAUGUUUUA